Oncorhynchus masou masou (cherry salmon) is the source of this 1782-nucleotide messenger RNA. RefSeq names its product exopolyphosphatase PRUNE1-like. Gene Ontology annotation, molecular function: exopolyphosphatase activity. The record is from RefSeq and is a predicted model, not a curated record. The transcript has 8 exons. NCBI's taxonomy places the organism in Eukaryota, Metazoa, Chordata, Actinopteri, Salmoniformes, Salmonidae. Bases 167 to 1600 code for a protein of 477 amino acids. Gene Ontology annotation, cellular component: cytoplasm.
GCCGUUCGUUCGCGAACGACCCAUCACUGCCACUUUGUACCCUUCAGGAGUUUCUGCUUUUCAAAACGUGGUGUAGGAAUAUUCGUCAAAUUGUCUUUGCAGAGGACACGGGUCUGUAAACAUUCUGUUUGGCAGAAUAUCCCGGGAGUGCACAACGCUGGCGAAAAUGGAGGGGUUUCUACAGAGAUGUAGUGCUGCAUUAAAGGGCAGUUCGGAGGGCAGCUCUGGGAUCCACGUUGUCCUUGGCAACGAGGCCUGUGACCUCGACUCCAUGGUGUCGUCCCUCGCCUUCGCCUACUUUCUAUCCACAACGUCUGGCAGCUCGUGUAAGACUGUGGUACCAGUGCUGAACAUCCCGAGGGCCGAGUUCCCCCUACGUUUAGACAACGUGUUCCUGCUGAAGGAGAGCGGUGUUCCAUCAGAGGCUCUGGUGUUCCGUGACGAGGUGGACCUGGCAGGGCUCCAUAGAGCCAAGAGGCUGGUUCUCUCCCUAGUGGACCACAACGUGCUUCCUAGUGCCGACAUUGACUUGGAGGAGGCAGUUGUGGAAGUCAUUGAUCACCACCACCUCGAGAGGACACCCUCCACUUCCUGUUUGGUCACCAUGGAAACCGUGGGUUCCUGUGCCACCUUGGUGACAGAGUACAUUCACCACAAGGCACCUGAAGUGCUAGACAGACAGGUGGCCCAAUUAUUAUACGGGGCCAUUGUGCUGGAUUGUGUCAACAUGGCCCCAGAGGCGGGCAAGGUCACACCCAAGGACAGCCUUCUGGCCUGCCUACUGGAGUCGCGCUUCCCAGACCUGCCACCCAGGGGUGCCCUCUUCCAGUCCCUACAGAGCGCCAAGUUUGACAUCUCAGGUCUUUCUACAGAGCAGAUCCUGCUGAAAGACACGAAGGCUGUCUCCGAAGGCGACCUGAGACUGGCAGUCAGCGCUGUGUACAUGACACUAGAUAUGUUCCUACAGCGGAAGAGCCUACAACGGGAGCUUUGUGAGUUCUGUCACAAACAUCGUUGUGGUGCGGUGGUCGUCAUGACAAUCUCUUUCAAUGAAUGCAGCGAGCCCCAUCGGCAGCUGGCGGUCUACAGCUCCAGCACCCUCUAUAGGGAGGAGGUGAGCCAAGCAUUAGAAAAGGCCCGGAACCCCUAUCUGUGCAUCUCUCCAAUGAGCAGCCCCUUCAACGACAUCAAGUCCUAUUUCCAAGGCAAUGCGCUGGCCUCCCGCAAGAAAGUGCUACCUAUCCUCAAGGACUUCCUGAAGGAGUGGGACAAGAAGCAAGUGCAUUGCGGGGAGACGGAGGACUUUGAGGAGCUGGACAACCACUUUGACCCCAUGGGGUCGCCUGGUAUCGACGGAGACUCCCGCCCCCGCUGCUUCUCGGCCUCUCGGCACCACCGUCGCCGCCUGUUGGGCGCCGAGGACUCUGGGAUGGAGGAAGACUUCCAGGUGCCGGCCACACCCAUGAACAGUCUGGUGGAGGGCUGUCCACUGGACGCCGGCCUGCCCCAGAUCAGCGCGGAAGCCAUUUUGGAGAAGUUCAGCUGCAUGGUAGGGGAAGCAGGGGGUAAUAAAGAUAUCAGCUGGCCAGGUGAUCAAUAAACUUCUGUUGAUGCCUUUAAAUCCUAAUGCCCCUGGCUCUCUGUCCGCGUGCACUUCAACCCAACCAAAAGACUAUAAGGAGUGUUCAAACUCAGAAGCAUAUCAAUCAAUUGUAUGUUUCAUAAAGGACAUCUCAUAGCGGAUUAUAAUGACAAUCAAAGGGGCCAUGUACAGUAACGCAC